Messenger RNA from Electrophorus electricus (electric eel), 1975 nucleotides. It is a transcript of the gene mapk3, whose product is annotated as mitogen-activated protein kinase 3. Gene Ontology annotation, molecular function: MAP kinase activity; ATP binding. Gene Ontology annotation, biological process: protein phosphorylation. Lineage: Eukaryota; Metazoa; Chordata; Actinopteri; Gymnotiformes; Gymnotidae. The record is from RefSeq and is a predicted model, not a curated record.
AACGUUUAUAUGGGAGGCGUGUGGUUAUGCUUCACUGCAACAGGUAAUAGCCGACUUAGGCGUCAAACUCCAUACUUAUUAAACGAACUCUAUAAUAAUGAUCAACGUGGGCAGCAUCAAGUGGAACGCUGCACGACGCGCGCCUUUGCUUUGCGUUCUCCAGCACGCGCACACGCCCCAGCAUUGUGCAGGCGAAAUCCGCGUUCGCGUGCACAGUCGGUUUCCAUACACACUCGCGAAGUCUUCAUCGACGGGGGGGCAUUAUCGACUCCUCCUCGACUGUCAGGUCCCCCCCCGCAGCUACCGAGCACACACAGCGCGUUUCGGGACAGAACGAUGGCGGAUUCGGGCACCACCGCAGCGGCGAACGGAGCCACAGGCUCGAACGGCAGCGCCGCCGGGACUGGCGGAGCAGUCGCGCCCGGGGGAGCAACCGGAGCUGCGGGAUCCAAACCUGGCCUGGAAUCGGUGAAGGGACAAAAUUUUGACGUCGGCCCCCGUUACACUGACCUGCAGUACAUCGGGGAGGGCGCGUACGGGAUGGUGUGCUCUGCUUUCGAUAAUGUUAACAAGAUCCGCGUGGCCAUUAAGAAAAUCAGUCCUUUUGAGCACCAGACCUACUGCCAGCGCACGCUGAGGGAGAUCAAGAUCCUCCUGCGCUUCCGCCAUGAGAACAUCAUCGGCAUAAACGACAUCCUGAGAGCACGCCGCAUUGACUACAUGCGGGAUGUUUACAUUGUACAGGACCUGAUGGAGACUGAUCUGUACAAAUUGCUGAAGACCCAGCAGCUCAGUAACGACCACAUCUGCUACUUCCUGUACCAGAUCCUGCGUGGGCUUAAGUACAUCCACUCCGCCAACGUUCUCCACAGAGACCUGAAGCCCUCCAACCUUCUCAUCAACACCACCUGUGACCUGAAGAUCUGUGACUUUGGGCUGGCGCGUAUUGCUGACCCAGAGCAUGACCACACUGGGUUCCUCACGGAGUAUGUCGCCACCCGCUGGUACCGUGCACCUGAGAUCAUGCUCAACUCCAAGGGCUACACAAAGUCCAUUGAUAUCUGGUCGGUGGGUUGUAUCCUGGCUGAAAUGCUGUCCAACCGGCCCAUCUUCCCAGGGAAGCACUACCUGGAUCAGCUGAACCACAUACUAGGUAUUCUGGGCUCCCCCUCUCAGGAAGAUCUAAACUGCAUCAUCAACAUGAAGGCGAGGAACUACUUACAGUCUCUGCCCCAGAAACCCAAGAUUCCCUGGAACAAGCUCUUCCCCAAGGCCGAUAGUAAAGCUCUGGAUUUGUUGGACCGUAUGUUAACCUUUAACCCUAUCAAACGUAUAACUGUGGAGGAAGCCCUGGCCCAUCCUUACCUGGAGCAAUACUAUGACCCCACUGAUGAGCCCGUGGCUGAGGAACCCUUCACCUUUAACAUGGAGCUUGAUGACCUUCCCAAGGAGAAGCUGAAGGAGUUGAUCUUUGAGGAGACCGCACGAUUCCAGGCCACCUACCAGGGUUCCUGAGGGACACCAGCUCUGAUGGAGAGAGGCGAGGGUGUGGGAAGGCCCAGGAGAAAGUGAUCACUCCGAACAAGUGACCAAAAAUAUACGUAUAUGGUAUCAACAACACAAAAAACCCAGAAAAAGAAGACAAAAAGAGACUAAGUGUGCAUUGAGGGGAAAAAAAAAGCUGUUUGUUUUCUUUCUCCAUCUCUCUCAUCGGCAGGCUGCGUGCUGGUUCGGGUUGACACCACCCAGUGGGGCUCUUGUUCUAGCGUUCUUUAUCACGCACAUCCCCUGUUCUCUCACCCUUUCUCUCAGAUCUCUAGCUCUCUGUCCCCCUUACAGUUCUGUCUUGCUGCACCAUUGAAUGGAGAAAGACUAGGUAGGGAGAGGAAGGGUGAGCAUAUAUGAUCACCAGAUGGAACUGUGUUUAUAUAUACAUAUAUAUAUAAAUAAAUGUGUGUGGGUAUGUAUGUUUUUG